Tachysurus vachellii is the source of this 5040-nucleotide messenger RNA. RefSeq names its product rho GTPase-activating protein 7. Gene Ontology annotation, molecular function: protein binding; lipid binding; GTPase activator activity. NCBI's taxonomy places the organism in Eukaryota, Metazoa, Chordata, Actinopteri, Siluriformes, Bagridae. The transcript is spliced from 14 exons. The coding region runs from base 338 to 3505 and encodes 1055 amino acids. Gene Ontology annotation, biological process: actin cytoskeleton organization; signal transduction; regulation of Rho protein signal transduction. The record is from RefSeq and is a predicted model, not a curated record.
GUGUGUACAGAUGGAGAAGCUUCUCUCGCUCUGAAGCCUGAGGUUUAGCACUCAACCCCGUAUUUCCUUUUCAGGCGACUUUGACCCCUAGUUCGUGUGUGUGUGUGUUUGAGAGAGGAAAAAAAAUUUUCUUCUCCCUCCUCCUUCACACUCACACACUCUCACACGCUCGGACGAAAGCGUGCACCAAAUUACAUGCAGACUUUUUGCACGAAGCAGUGAAAACUUUGACGAGAAACUUUCCUCCUCUCGCGUGGCGUCACUCGGCUGCCCGAUCUCACUCGCGUCUCUCGCAGAUGGAGUGAGGGAAGAGCGUUUCUCAGGACAGCACACAGAUAUGGCACACACACCUAAAACUCCACUACGGAGGUCCUUCAGCGAGCAUGUGAAGAACUCCACCAAUAAGGCUUGGGAUAUAUUCUGGAGAAGUGCACGUGAGAAACGUCUAUCAGAAAUCGAAGCAAAGGAGGCUUGCGACUGGCUCCGAGCCGCCGGAUUCCCUCAGUAUGCACAGCUUUUCAAAAAUUGCCACUUUCCUGUUGACUUUGACUGGGUGAAGAGUGAUCAUGUUUUCCUGGACCGUGACACAUUAGACUCUCUGUGCAUGAGAUUAAACACCUUAAACAAAUGUGCAGAGUUGAAGCUGGAUCUGAGCAGAUACAAACAACGAGGUAAGGUUGAUGACGAUGUGGAGCCCUGUGCCAUCAGCCCAAAAUGGUCCUACGACCGAAAGAGUAGGCGCUGGAUACGUACAGAUGGUAUGGACUUUCUGCCAUCUGUGGACAGCCAUAUCGCAAGUCUUAGAAGGUCUGAAAGCUGUGAGGCAUCUCUGUCAGACAGCAGUGAACAGCAGGAGAGUCUGUCCAUGCACAGCUCCAGCAGCUCUGACAGUGAUGGGGGUGGUACCACCCUAAAAACCUCUGAAGAGCCUGAGACAAGCCGAAGCUCCUCUAGAUCCUCCUUUACCUCCAAGUACCUGUCCCCAGACACCUCCUACAGUGGACCUCCAUCUCCUGGAGAGCCUCAUAACAUCAGCAGUGAAGAGUGCUUCCCAGCAAAGCCUCCUCUGAAGAAGGGUCAGAGCCUUCUUCGCAAGAUGGACAAGCUCAGAGUCCGAGGGUCAACGCUAUGGCCCCAUGGUCAAGGUGGAAAACCACGGUUAGUCAUAGGUAGUCCUGUACUACAGGAGGGUCAUGAGGAGGACAAGCAUGAGGCACUUCACCAUCUUAACCUUUCAGGGCUCGCAGAUAAGACCUCCUGUCAACUGUCCUGUUCACCACCAUAUGGCUCCAGCAGUAGUCCCUCGGAGAACAGCAGUGCAGUCAGUACACCCAGUCCAAUCACCAAGGUACGUAGUAACUGGAAAAGACAGAACGCUCAAUCAAAAGCACAAAAGCCAGUCUGUGUUAGUGAGCAAGAGCUCCCCAACCAGCACGGUCUGAAUGGUAACACCAUUUUUGAGAUUCCACACGGUCACAAGCCAGGCACAUUUCCCACCGUUUUGCACAAUACUGUGCUGUCACCCACUGAUGAUACCUCCAUCAACUGGAGGACUGGAAGCUUUCAUGGAUUCCAUCGUCGUAGAUGUCGAAGCAGUCCAUCCGAAGAACCACCUUGCAGUCCUCUGGCGGCACAAGACCAUCGUGUUAGCAUUUACGACAACGUCCCAGAUCACGUUCAAAUUAUGGAUGACGAUGUGUUUUCAGCCUUGGAUAAUGUUAUGGAACGUAUUACUGGACUACAGCAAAAGGAUACUGCAUGGACAGACAAACUUCCUGAAGAUGGAGAUUCAGAUUUCUCCCACUCCAACUCGCAUUCCCCUUCGUCUCUGACUGAUAUCCACCUUGAGAUCAAAGAGCAGAGUGAAACAAAUCCAAAUGGCCCAAAGCAAAAUUGCAACAAAAUCUCACAAGAGAGGCCAAAUACGGUGCAUAUCUCUGGAGAUCGAAAACUUUACUGGUGCAGUGAACAGAUCGUCUCGACACCUAACCCCACCACCCGAGCCAUUGAGUCCCAACUUGCUCCUUGUGUUUCAAUGCUGCAGAGACUGAGUCUGCUCAGAUUGACCGUUCUCAUGGAUAAACAUUCACCUUUCUGCAAACAAGGAUGGAACUGGACGGUUCCGAAAGUCUACAGAAAUAUAAAAGGUUCUGAGCACAAGAACAGGAAGGUGUUUGGUGUACCUUUGCUUCAGAGUGUUCAGCGGUCUGGGAAACCGCUGCCCCCAAGCAUCCUCAGAGCAAUGGAGUACCUCAAGACUGAGUGCUUAGACCAGGUUGGCCUUUUCCGCAAGUCUGGGGUCAAAUCUCGAAUCCAGUACCUAAGAGACAUGAUCGAGGCAGACCCCGAAGGCUUCUCUUUUGAGGACCAGUGCGCGUUUGACGUAGCUGACAUGAUAAAGCAGUAUUUCCGAGAUCUACCCGAACCCAUUUUCUCCAGCAAGCUGUGCGAGAGCUUCCUGCACAUCUACCAGUACUUCCCAAAGGACCAUCAGUUCGCAGCCAUCCAGGCUGCCAUCUUCCUCCUGCCUGACGAGAACCGAGAAGCUCUUCAGUGCCUCCUCUUCUUCCUCCAUGAAGUGGUGGCCUGUGUGGAGGAAAACCAGAUGACCCCGACCAAUAUCGCUGUUUGUUUGGCUCCAUCUCUGUUCCAUCUCAACGUCCUCAAGAGAGACAGCACCAGCAGCAGGGCAGGUCAAAGGAAGUACAGCUUGGGAAGACCGGACCAGAGGGAUCUGAGUGAGAACCUGGCUGCUACUCAGGGAUUGGCGCAUAUGGUGACGGAGUGUACACGACUGUUCCAGAUGCCACAUUACUGGCACGAAAGGAACCCUGAAGACGUCCUGAACGUGGACAGAGGCUCUGCUUUAAAUACAAUCGAGACCGAUCUCGCGGAACGCGCCCGGUUAGACCUCUCGACCCAGCAGCUCCUGAGGGAGGCGAGGGAGAAGAGCAAAAGCUGGGUCGCUUGCACCACCUCGGAUCAUGUGGACGUGGCCUUUAAAAAGGUGGAGGACGGAUACCGGUUACCGCUGUGGAGAGGGACAGUUGAAGUGGACGCUCCGCAGAAAGACGUUUUUCACCGUGUCCUCAGAGAACACGGCCAGUGGCAGAGCGAGCUCCAGCACAGCGAGGUCGAGACCUUGGACAAGGAAUCUGAGAUCUACCAGUACACCCUGCAGGCGGCUGGCACCAGACCACCUCAGCAAUAUCUGCUAUUGAGGACGUGGCGGUCUGAUCCUUCAUCAGGACCUCUGUUCGUUGCGGCCACUUCAGUGGACCAUGCUGACAAACCGAACACAGGGGUUACAGCCCGCGUGCUGUGCUGCAUGUUCCUGGUUGAGGCGACGGGGACAAAGAAGUCACGACUCACACACUUCUGCCGCACAGAUACCAGGGGCCGAUCUCUGGAGUGGCACAAUAAAGUUGGUGGGCAUCUGCUUUCGCACAGCCUGGUGGCAAUUAAAGACUCCUUUAAGCCCAAGACGAAAGAUGUGAAGCUAUGAAAGGACACAGAGGAGCGAAUUGACGGAAAAGAAAAGCAAACAAGCAAACAAACAAAAAAAUACGUAACGUCGUACGAGGAGCCCACAGGCUUUCGGAAGGUGUUUCACAGCCAACACGAGACACAUCCAGAGCUUUUGUAUUGCAGAGACUAUUCCGGUUGAGGAAGAAAAUCAAACGUAUGAUGAGACGAGACAAGACGAGACGUUUUGGGACAGUCGGACUGCUUGGCUUAUCGAGACUGACAAGGAAGAAUGUCAGAGUAAUGAAAUGUCUUAUCCCAUUUGAAGGACGUUUCACAAGCUAACACACUGCAAAGGUUUCCUACGACAGCUGCAGAGAGUUUUCAAAAGGACGUCUGAGAGACUGUGAAAAUCUGCUUCUUCUGGGCUUCCACGGUGUUCGACGUGGAGACGUCACUCAGGAGGUGUUUUUCCUCUAGCGGCGGCUCGUGAUCGCAGAUUUUGUUAAGGCAGGAUGUUAAUAACAACUAAAAUGAAAUACAACUGAGAGGCCAAAACUUUUUCAUACGUCACGUGCGUUUCCUUUAAAUGAAUCCGGGUUGCCAGGUUUCUGCAACACCUACAUCUUACAAUAGCUUAAAAAAAAACUUCAACCAGCUCAAACAAACUUGGGAUUUGAUUAAGGAAGUUAUUAGUUUGUGAAGACAAUAUCAGUUUCUGAUAUAAAUAUUUAGAACAUGAGCACGAGGCAGGCAGCGUAUUUAUUAGUGCUUCAGGCUUGCAGUUCCUAUGUUUGACCACUAGGUGCAAUAAUAACUUUAUGGCGGUAAACUGAGCCUUGAGUUCACUGUACUACGGUCUAUAAAGGAAAACGAAUCAAAGUGGUCAAAAAGAAAUGAUUUUGAAACUCGAUCAAAUUUGGGUCAUGAGUAUUUUAGUACGUCACCGGAAUGUAAAACUAUUGCACAUUUGGACUUUAUUAAGAUCGUUGUCGUUUGUUGGUUAAUAUUUAUGUUGGGACGAUUCGACACCGGUCACGUCAAAGGGUUCAGAAAAUUCGGCCGUGAUUCACGACGGGAACCGCAACAAACUUUCACGUAUUUAGUUUGAAUCAUUUGUGACGAGUCCAACGGAAAAGGCGGGAAUGUGAUCCGGAAUAUUCUAAUGAAGUUUAAUGACGUUUCCAAGCUUCCAGUUACGCUGCAGUAUGAAUAUGUAUUAGUACGUAUUUAAAUAUGUUGGAUUUAUUAAAAUGAACUUAUAAAUCUUUUUAUGAUGAGUUAAUAUAAUUUAACAAGCUAUUAAAUGUUACAGAAGAUAUUAUUUAAACAUAUCUAAAGCUUUAAAGAUGCCUCGGAGCGACCGAGCUGUUUUAUUCUGUUUUUAUUCUGUUCACGCUACAUUAUGCUACAUGUUAAGCUAAUUAGCUCUACUGAAGUGCAGUCAUUGUUGAAAAAAUAUAUAAUUAUAUAAAUAUAUAUAUUUUCCUUUUGUCCUGCAUUUGAAUGAAAUGUUUAUCAGAUGGUUUAUAUGCAUGAAGUAAAAAUGUUCAAUAAAGAUCGUAUUUUCAUACA